AUGUGGGACAUUGUGAGCAUGAGCUUCGUGCUCGGCAUGAUGGAAAGGGGACAAGGCACCGUCGUCGCGCUGGUAAAUAAGGGCAUGGAGGGCCAGCGGCCGCUUCAAAAGGCAGUCCUCUACGAACAUGAGAUUCCGACACUGGGGGUGGCUGCGUAUGGACUUGGGUACUGGUCGCCUCAGGUUCUAGUCAUCGACUUGCAGGGCACCUGCUCCCGAACCAGUCCCGCACUCCAACGGCAGCUCGCGUCUCGCUUGGGCGCGUGGGCGAGAUCCAAAGAGAAGCAGUGCUGGCGCUUGCAAGACUUCGUGCGGAGAUCCCGGCUAGACUGGCGAUGCCUCGACUGUAGUUCUGCAAGCUGCGCCUUGGACACUGCCUUGGCGAAGCAGGUGAGACAGCUCGUAGAGGAGAAGCGGCCGAAAGACGAGAAGGGCCGAGAGCUAUUGGAAGCAGUGACAGACACGAGUCAGAGCGAGGCGGACAGAGAAUCGGGGAAGGAGUACUCCGAGGCGAAGCGCAAGUUGGCGGAGUUGCUGUCGCGCGUGCAAGGGAUGAAAGGCCUCGAGGCUGCUGCCCUCAAGGUGGGCACAGACCUCACCCGCAUGGUCUCGGAGAGAAGCCCGAUCACUCGGCGCCACAGGGAGGUCUCGGUGACUCAGGUUCGGGCUCUGCUCGAUUCGAAGGCUGAUCCCAACAUGGCAGACCGACAAGGCUCCACCGUACUGGACAAAGCUGCCGAGAGCCGGAACGUGGAGGUGGCGGCGCUGCUCCUGGAGCAUCGAGCAGAGCUUAAUCCACGCAGAGACGACGGCUGCACGCCCCUCCACACGGCUGCGGUUAAAGAUGACCUUCCUAUUGCAAGGCUGCUCCUUGAGCACAAGGCAGAGGUGGAUCCGAACGACGACGGAGGUCGGACGCCCCUGGACCUUGCUGCCGACUUUGGUCGCUCGGAGGUGGCGCGGUUGCUAUUGGAGCACAGGGCCGACCUGAAUCGAAAAGACGCGAACGGCAACACGCCCCUCCAUCAGGUUGCCAGGAAAGGCGACCCCGGGAUGGCGACCCUGCUCCUGGAUCACGGGGCGGAGCCGAGUCUCCAGAACGUGAAUGGUGCCACCCCACUCGAAUUGGCUGUUGUGCAGGAUCAUUCGGAGCUGGUGAGGCUUCUCCUUCAGCAUAAGGCAGAGGUGAAUGCCCAGAAUGAGGAAGGCCGAACGCCCUUGCACCUUGCUGCCGUGCACGGUCGCUCGGAAGCGGCGGCGCUACUCCUCAAUCACAGGGCUUGGGUCAAUCCCCGAGAUGAGAGCAACUGGACGCCUCUCCACUGGGCUGCGCAAGGAGGUCAUUCGCAAGUGGCCGAGCUGCUCUUAGACCACAAGGCCGUGGUGAGUCCCCAUGACAAGUCCUGGGGGAUGGUCACGCCCCUCACCUUGGCGACAGGGUCGGUGAGAGAGCUGCUUCUGCAGCACGGAGCGCAAUGA
Molecule: messenger RNA, 1479 nt
Organism: Symbiodinium necroappetens
Lineage: Eukaryota; Dinophyceae; Suessiales; Symbiodiniaceae
Source: the annotation of a GenBank genome assembly